AUGCUUCGAAGACGUGCUCGAGCCAUCUUGAAUCUCCAUGACUUGAUUAUAGGAAUUUACGAUACCAACUUUAUUGGCUUAAAUAAGUUAAACCAUUUCGGUGCUUUGUUCUCCACUGGGUCGAGUUACACAGAGCUGCCAAGGAAGCUUAAGCAGUCUGAGCGGAAGCCAUGGGUGACGAGUGUUAACGAACUUAAGCGUAGAGCUAGAUUAGAAAAACAAGAGAGAAAUGUCGUCAGAGAGGUCACGUUAAGUCCUCCCGAAAAUGGAUUAUUGGUUAAAAAAUUAGUCCCAGUUGCGCAUGAGGUUUUAGCUGCUAGAACCGAAUUGUUGGCUUGUGUGUCAGAAGUUGUCAACAGCACUCCAAUUUAUUCAUGCAGCUUGUGUGGGGAAGUUCAUGUGGGUUAUCCACCACAUAAGAUCAGGACAUGUAAUGUCAGUGGAAGCAAAACAAACAAAGAGCAUACUUGGGAAAAGGGUGGCAUUGAUCAAGUUUUGCCCGUUGUGGAAUCCUUUCAUCUGUAUGACAGGUUGGGGAGAGCUGUUUCACAUAACGAACGGCUUCAAGUUGAUCGGAUUCCAGCGAUUGUAGAGUUGUGUAUUCAAGCAGGGGUGGACAUCCUCGAGCACCCAACGAGAAGAAGAGAGUUCCCUUUAUACCGUGUUGCCGGGAGGAUGAUAGAUUUUGAGAAAAGAUUUCCCAAGGAUGAUUCAUCUGCCAAGUACAUCAACACGUAUGGAUUUUGGGAGAGUAGAAAAAAGCCCUGUGAAGAUAAGAAGUCGUUGAAUUUGCAAUAUGAUAAUAUACAAGGUUUUGCUGUGCGAGGUAUGGAAGCAUGGGAGAAGAUGCGGUCAGGAGCCACAAAAGUCAUGGAGAGUUAUGCUGUCCAAACAUGUGCGUAUUGUUCUGAGGUGCAAGUGGGGCCUAAGGGCCAAAGAGUGAGGCAAUGCCAAGCAUUCAAGCACCAGAUGAGGGAUGGACAACAUGCUUGGCAGGAGGCCACAAUUGAUGAUUUGGUUCCUCCAGUGCAUGUGUGGCAUGUACAAGAUCGGCUGGGUGAUGGCCUACUUGUUGAUAGAUUGAAACGAUACUAUGGAAAAUUGCCUGCUGUGGUGGAAUUGUUUGCAAAAGCUGGAGCACAGGUUGGAGAAAAUUAUGAUCAUGUGAGAAGGGCAGAUGUAGUAGUUCCUGGAUUAGAUGAAGAAGGGUUGGUUGUAUGAAACGGUUAAGAACUUAAUUGCAUAUUUAUGAAGCAUUAAAUAGGAG
Molecule: messenger RNA, 1267 nt
Organism: Ilex paraguariensis (yerba mate)
Lineage: Eukaryota; Viridiplantae; Streptophyta; Magnoliopsida; Aquifoliales; Aquifoliaceae
Source: the annotation of a GenBank genome assembly